AUGGGCCAGUUCAUCCCUCCAGUUGUGGAAAUGUUUGCAAUUUGGGACUAUUUGAUCUUUGCUGCCCUUUUUCUCGUCUCUUCUGGCAUUGGAAUCUUUUUUGCCAUUAAGGAGCGGAAAAAAGCAAGCUCUGGGGACUUUUUGGUUGGUGGCAGGCAGAUGACAUGUGGACCAGUGGCUCUGUCCCUCACUGCUAGUUUCAUGUCAGCCGUCACUGUGCUGGGAACCCCAGCUGAGGUCUAUCGCCAUGGAUCAUCUUUCUUUCUGUUUGGCAUAGCAUAUACGUUUGUCAUCAUUUUUACUUCAGAACUUUUUCUACCUGUUUUCUACAGAUCUGGGAUCACAAGCACUUAUGAGUACCUGGAGUUAAGGUUUAACAAGCAAGUUCGCAUGGUAGCAACACUGAUUUACAUACUGCAGACGACUCUUUACACAGGAGUGGUAGUUUAUGCUCCAGCUUUGGCUCUCAAUCAAGUGACUGGAUUUAAUCUUUGGGGCUCAGUAUUUGCAACAGGAAUUGUUUGCACCUUCUACUGUACACUGGGAGGAUUGAAAGCUGUUGUCUGGACAGAUGCCUUUCAACUGGUUGUUAUGCUGAUUGGGUUCCUGACAGUUUUAGUUCAAGGAACUCUUAAGAGUGGGGGUCUUAGAAAUGUUUGGGGAAAUGCUCAAAAUGGAUCACGUCUCAAUGUCUUUGACUUUGAUUUUGACCCCCUGAGAAGACACACAUUUUGGACAACCGUAGUAGGAGGAACAUUUACUUGGCUAGGAAUUUACGGGGUCAAUCAGUCCACAAUACAGAGGUGCAUUUCAUGUAAAACAGAAAAGCAUGCCAAAUUUGCGCUUUACUUUAAUUUGCUGGGAUUAUGGGUCAUCCUGGCAUGUGCAGUCGUCUGUGGAUUGGUGAUGUAUUCUUUUUUUAUGAGCUGUGAUCCUUGGACUGCAGAGUUCAUUUCAGCACCAGAUCAGCUAAUGCCAUAUUUUGUGAUGAUAAUAUUUUCAUCAAUCCCUGGACUUUCAGGCCUAUUUGUUGCGUGUGCAUUCAGUGGAACACUAAGCACUGUGGCUGCAAGUAUAAAUGCUCUGGCAACAGUAACAUUUGAAGAUUUUGUCAAGCACUUUUUUCCAAAACUUUCUGAGCGUGCGAGCACUUGGACCAGCAAAGGCUUAUGCGUAGUAUUUGGAGGGCUGUGUACUAUAAUGGCUGUAGCUGCAUCACUCAUGGGGGGUGUUGUGCAGGCUUCACUUAGUAUCCAUGGAAUGUGUGGAGGACCUAUGCUGGGAUUAUUUACACUGGGAAUUAUUUUUCCUUGUACCAAUUGGAAGGGUGCUUUUGGUGGCCUCGCUACUGGAAUCACUUUGGCAUUUUGGGUCGGCAUUGGAGCUUUUGUGUAUCCUGCUCCACCAUCAAAAACUCUGCCACUCUACCUUUCAACAACUGGAUGCAAUAGGACUGAUACGUUUGUACCCAUAGUUCCUACUUUAGCCCCUGAAAGGCCUUAUUUAGCAGAUUCCUGGUAUUCUUUGUCAUAUCUCUACUACAGUGCUGUUGGAUGUCUUGGAUGUAUAAUUGCAGGGUUACUGAUUAGUUUUGCAACAGGUCCAAAUAAAGGGAAAGAUAUUAAACCACUAUUAAUUCGCCCAAUCUGUAAUAUAUUUUGCUUCUGGUCUCCUAAAUACAAGACAUUUUGCUGGUGUGGAGUGGAUCAUAACAGAAAAGAACUUCAUGAUGAAGUGAAAAUUGACUUUGAAACGAAGGCAGAUGCAAAUGAUGGGCUGAAGAAUGGAUGGAAAAACAAUUUACCUGGUUAUAACCCCUGUGAGAAAUCCUAUACUAACACAAGCAUGACUGAAUCCCACUUUUAG
Messenger RNA from Protobothrops mucrosquamatus (brown spotted pit viper), 1866 nucleotides. RefSeq names its product solute carrier family 5 member 12 (gene SLC5A12). The transcript is spliced from 15 exons. Gene Ontology annotation, molecular function: lactate transmembrane transporter activity; symporter activity. The record is from RefSeq and is a predicted model, not a curated record. NCBI's taxonomy places the organism in Eukaryota, Metazoa, Chordata, Lepidosauria, Squamata, Viperidae. The coding region runs from base 1 to 1866 and encodes 621 amino acids. Gene Ontology annotation, cellular component: membrane. Gene Ontology annotation, biological process: sodium ion transport; transmembrane transport.